AUGAUAACUCUCGUGGCAAGCGCGGUGUUCGGCGCAAUGGUAUUUUUUCCGGUGAAGCUGCAAGGCAGCUUCCUGCUCUUCUGGUGCGUAUAUUUUGUCACGCUGGCGACGGGAGUGGCUCUGGGAUACUUGGUGGCCGCCCUGUCCCCGAACAUGGACGUCGCCAACGCGGCGCUGCCCGCCUACGGCAUGACCCUCCUCCUGUUCUCCGGCUUCCUCAUCCGCGCCACCAACAUCCCUUCCUACUGGUUCUGGUAUUCCAAGCUCACCUUCGUGCGGUACGCCUGGGGCGCCCAGAUGGUGAACCAGUGGGGGGACGCCGAUAUCGACUGUGGGGAGGAACCUGACAACGAGGCGUGCAUCGUCACUGGCGGAGAUGGGAGCAGAAUGACCGUGCUGCAGUUUUACGGCUUCGAUGGCGUGAACAAGUGGGAAUAUGUUGGCAUCGAGGGAGCCUUCUUCGCCGGAUUUUUCAUUCUUGCCUACCUAGUUUUGACGCUGAAGAAGUACUCCAACCGGUGA
Molecule: messenger RNA, 522 nt
Organism: Ostreobium quekettii
Lineage: Eukaryota; Viridiplantae; Chlorophyta; Ulvophyceae; Bryopsidales; Ostreobiaceae
Source: the annotation of a GenBank genome assembly